AUGGCCCUGAAGCUGAAACGAAGGCGAGAAUUAAGCACGCUGAGGACAGAGGAGAGCAGAGCACGUUGGAGAUUGACCAUCAUAACCGUGUGCUGUGUGCUAGUCAUACUGGCAACCUUGAUAGUGGGGUUGUACUUUACCAUUAGGACAGUGAAUAGCAAGUUUUUCUUCUGCUCUGGCUCAAUGAGGUUCAUUUCAAUAGCGAAGGCAUGUGAUGGCAUGGCUGACUGCUCAGGUGGUGAGGACGAGAUCGCAUGUAUAUCCAAACUGCGGACCAAUGGCACGUAUCCAGUGAGGCUGAUGGGGGACAGACUGGUCCUGCAGGUGUUCAUUAAUGAGGGGGGAUGGAGAACAGUGUGUGCUGAGAACUGGAGGACAAAGCACACGCGCUUAACCUGUCAACAACUGGGCUAUACAGCGAGUCCCCGAAGUACACGAGUCCCGGUGAAGAGUCUGCUCUUCAACCCUCACAAUGCAUUUGCUACAGUCAGCAAUGACUCAACAAACUCUGACAUCCAGAGUUUCCUCUCAGUCAGUGAUAAAUGUUCAGUUGGCUCAGUGGUGUCUGUGUCUUGCUCAGACUGUGGGGAGGUGGAGGGAGAGGACCGUAUUGUUAAUGGGGAGGACACAGCAAUCGAACACUGGCCAUGGCAGGUUAGUCUUCAAUGGAACCACCAGCACAUGUGUGGAGGAGCAUUACUGUCCACGCAAUGGAUUAUUUCAGCUGCUCACUGUUUUACAAGCCGGACACGAGAGCUGAGUCGAUGGACUGUGGUGUUAGGUCAGACCCAAGUGACGGCAUCCAGGGGUGUCAGUGUAGAGAUGAUUGUGAUCCACAAGGACUACAGCCGCUUGAGUAACGACUUUGACAUCGCCAUGCUAAAACUCACCUGGCCUGUCACAACUGGGGAAUUGAUCUUGCCAGUUUGUUUACCCCCACACCAGUUGUCUGUGAAGGAGAUGCUUGUGGUGACUGGGUGGGGAUUGCUAAAGGAAAAAGGGGGGCAUCCCUCGGUGCUGCAGAAAGCUUCAGUGCCACUGAUUGACCGGUCCGAGUGUUCAAAGCCCUCUGUUUAUGGUUCCGCCAUUACUCGCAGAAUGCUUUGUGCUGGAUUCCUCGAAGGAAAUAUAGAUGCGUGUCAGGGGGACAGUGGGGGUCCACUCGUGUACCUUUCAUCUCGUUGGCAGUUAUUGGGCAUAGUGAGCUGGGGUGUGGGCUGUGCACGGGAGGGAAAACCCGGAGUUUACACUGAUGUUAGUCAACUUCUUGACUGGAUCUACACCGUAAUGGAGAGACAUCCAUGAGGAGGUGAAUCCUGGAUGAAUCACUUCAUGCUAUCGUGCAACAAAGGAGAAAAGACAAUCAUCUAAGAGUGUCAAAACCGAAAUCAG
Molecule: messenger RNA, 1392 nt
Organism: Rhinichthys klamathensis goyatoka
Lineage: Eukaryota; Metazoa; Chordata; Actinopteri; Cypriniformes; Leuciscidae
Gene: tmprss4b
Product: transmembrane serine protease 4b
Exons: 11
Coding region: 1-1305 (434 amino acids)
Biological process (GO): proteolysis
Cellular component (GO): membrane
Molecular function (GO): serine-type endopeptidase activity; protein binding
Source: RefSeq, a predicted model, not a curated record